AACCAUUCUCAGUAGAGCAUUUCCUCUCUCUCUCUCUCUCAAAACUCCCACAAUGGAAAGUUCACUGUCGGCGUCGGCAUCGAUGGCGCAGAAGACGUGGGAGCUAGAGAACAACAUCGUGAGCAUGGAAUCACCUUCAUCCGCAGCAGAUGCGGACUACGAUUCCAUCUACGUCUACGACGAGGCUGCCCAAGCCAAGGUCCAGCAGGAGAAGCCGUGGAAUGCUGAGCCUCACUACUUCAAGCGCGUCAGGGUCUCUGCCCUCGCGCUACUCAAAAUGGUGGUCCACGCUCGCUCCGGCGGCACCAUCGAGGUCAUGGGCCUUAUGCAGGGAAAGACCGACGGUGACACCAUCAUCGUCAUGGACGCUUUUGCCCUCCCCGUUGAGGGCACCGAGACCCGCGUCAAUGCUCAGGCCGACGCCUACGAGUACAUGGUCGAUUACUCCCAGACUAAUAAGCAGGCUGGUAGGUUGGAGAAUGUGGUCGGGUGGUACCACUCCCAUCCUGGGUAUGGAUGCUGGCUUUCGGGAAUUGAUGUCUCGACGCAGAUGCUGAAUCAGCAGUUUCAAGAGCCAUUCUUGGCAAUUGUCAUAGACCCAACAAGGACUGUUUCAGCAGGGAAGGUUGAGAUUGGAGCUUUCAGGACAUAUCCCCAAGGUUAUAAGCCUCCGGAUGAGCCUGUAUCGGAGUAUCAGACAAUCCCUCUUAAUAAGAUUGAAGACUUUGGUGUUCACUGCAAACAGUAUUAUGCGUUGGAUAUCACCUACUUCAAAUCUUCUCUUGAUUGCCACCUGUUGGAUCUACUCUGGAACAAGUAUUGGGUUAAUACACUUUCUUCUUCGCCGCUGUUGGCAAAUAGAGACUAUGUUGCGGGGCAGAUUUCAGAUUUAGCGGAAAAGCUGGAGCAAGCGGAGAAUCAACUAGCUCAUUCACGCCUUGGAUCAUUUCUUGUACCCCCACAACGGAAGAAGGAGGAGGAAUCUCAGCUCGCAAAGAUCACUCGUGAUAGCUCGAAAAUAACUGUCGAGCAGGUGCACGGGCUCAUGUCUCAGGUCAUCAAGGACAUCCUUUUCAACUCUGUACACCAAUCCACAAGGGCCCGCUCAAUCACAACGGAGUCAUCAAGCCCUGAACCCAUGGUUGAAACCUGAUUCGGUGGGGCACUAACAGUGAUAGCCUUUUUUUUUUCUUUUUUUUUCUUUUUCUUUCUUCUUUGACGAUUUCACCACAGUCAGCAGACUUUUGGAACUCUGAAAUGAGAUUACCAGAUUUCUGUUCA
Messenger RNA from Magnolia sinica, 1281 nucleotides. RefSeq names its product COP9 signalosome complex subunit 5-like. Gene Ontology annotation, cellular component: COP9 signalosome; cytoplasm. The transcript has 6 exons. Gene Ontology annotation, biological process: protein deneddylation. The coding region runs from base 53 to 1153 and encodes 366 amino acids. Lineage: Eukaryota; Viridiplantae; Streptophyta; Magnoliopsida; Magnoliales; Magnoliaceae. The record is from RefSeq and is a predicted model, not a curated record. Gene Ontology annotation, molecular function: protein binding; deNEDDylase activity; metallopeptidase activity.